This is a messenger RNA of Drosophila rhopaloa, 1251 nucleotides long. RefSeq lists its product as uncharacterized. The transcript has a single exon. The coding region runs from base 327 to 899 and encodes 190 amino acids. The record is from RefSeq and is a predicted model, not a curated record. Lineage: Eukaryota; Metazoa; Arthropoda; Insecta; Diptera; Drosophilidae.
UUGAGCACACACAGCGAAAGUAAACCCGAAAUCGUUUACUCAACACAUAACAAAAGAAAAGAGCAAUAUCAGAGGGAAUUCCCCUUACGGAAACAGACGAUCCCCCAGCAUUAGCAACCACACAAUUGGAUAUUUUUGACCUUAGACCGCAGCUGUGACAUCCGAAAUAUUGCUCAUCGUUCGCAGGGUUCCCCCGGAGACAGAGAAAAGAGAGAUAGCCACUGAUAGACUUGGAGAAUGAGCUAACUGACCACUGACCGAACUCGGUGAUUUUUGUUAGUGAUUAGCAUUGGAAAGAAACGAAAUCUGAGGUAAUUCACACAAAAAUGGGCGUUCGUGUGAUAGAGACCGAUUCGGCGAGCGAUUCGUACGACGAUGACGAGUGCUCUACAUGCCAGAAAGAGCAGGGUAAAUCCCCCAAUAAGACCAAGAGGAGUACCACGCCGCCGGAAACGACCAUUUAUGCCAGCAAGGAUCUGGUGGGUAACUGCAAGGAAUACCGCAUCGAGAACAACUCGCGGGAUCUGAGGAUCAUCGGCAAUGGCAACCGGAUACGGAUUGUGAAUAACUCCGGCAGCCUGCACAUAAUUGGCAAUGCCACCAGACUGAAGAUCCAGAGCAACAGCGGAUCACUCAAGUAUACGGGCAAUGAUGGUAGGAUCUACUUGGGCAGCAAUUCCACACAGCAGGUGGUGGACUACACGGGCUGCAAUGGACUGCUCAAGGUGGUCAAGUCCCUGGAUCUCAGCGGUGGGGCCAAGAAAAAGCCCAGCACUCGAUCCAAAAACCCCAAGCCAACGGAUUCCAAUCCGGGUGGCGUUGAGAUCGACAGCAAUUUCACAAUCCAACACGGAGCUGGGAAUAUUGUGAUCAAGAAUGCCAUAAACGUGAGCAUUUGAAGGAGGAGGCUCUCUCUAGUCAUCUUAGGCCAAAGAUUAAUGUACUGCAACUCUUGCCGCCGAACUCAACGGUUCCUAAUGACUGCUCAAAGUCACUUAGUCAUAUCUGUGACUUCCGACUGCUACAAAUAUUUACAUCAUAACCAUUCAGCAUUGUAAAGUAUUAAACGCCACGUCGUUAGUCUAGAAUAUCCAUUUAUAAUCACAGAGUCACACACUGAUUAGAGACUUUAUAUGUAUGUUUAGCCGUAAAACGACGCACAGUGAACAAAGCUUAAUAUUCAUUCUGAGAAUGAAUAAUCUGAUUAAAAGAGGAAACACAAAUAUAUAUUUAAAAUAAUUAUGAACUUUA